Molecule: messenger RNA, 2916 nt
Organism: Lycium ferocissimum
Lineage: Eukaryota; Viridiplantae; Streptophyta; Magnoliopsida; Solanales; Solanaceae
Product: DNA replication licensing factor MCM6
Exons: 18
Coding region: 84-2588 (834 amino acids)
Biological process (GO): double-strand break repair via break-induced replication; DNA replication initiation; mitotic DNA replication
Cellular component (GO): MCM complex; nucleus
Molecular function (GO): single-stranded 3'-5' DNA helicase activity; single-stranded DNA binding; ATP binding
Source: RefSeq, a predicted model, not a curated record
CAUCUCCAUAUCUAUUUUGUCUCUCUCUCAAACUUCCAUUUUGUUUCUUGAUCACUUCUUAAGAUAUCAGAAAAUUAAAAAAAAUGGACAGCUAUGGUGGUGGUGGUUACUUUGUGGACGAAAAAGCAGUCCGUGUCGAGAACAUCUUCUUGGAAUUCCUCAAAAGUUUUCGAGUGGAUCCUAACUCGCGUGAGCCAUUUUACGAGUCGGAAAUUGAAGCCAUGAGACCUAAUGAGUCGAACACUAUGUUCAUUGAUUUCUCUCAUGUUAUGCGCUUCAAUGAUAUUCUCCAAAAGGCCAUCUCUGAUGAGUUUCUCAGAUUCGAAUCUUAUCUGAAAAAUGCUUGCAAGAGAUUCGUGAUGGAACUGAAGCCAACUUUCAUCACAGAUGAUAAUCCUAACAAGGACAUCAACGUCGCCUUUUACAAUCUCCCCUUGAUUAAGAGAUUGAGAGAAUUGACUACUGCAGAGAUAGGGAAACUGGUGUCGGUAACUGGAGUGGUAACUCGUACUAGUGAGGUCCGACCAGAGCUUCUGCAAGGAACCUUCAAAUGCUUGGACUGUGGAACUGUGAUCAAGAAUGUUGAACAACAAUUCAAAUAUACCGAGCCCAUAAUUUGCAUGAAUGCAACAUGUCAAAACAAAGCAAGGUGGGCAUUACUUAGACAAGAGAGCAAAUUUGCGGACUGGCAGAGGGUCCGAAUGCAGGAGACCUCCAAGGAGAUACCAGCGGGGUCCCUUCCAAGAUCACUUGAUGUCAUUCUACGCCAUGACAUCGUGGAACAAGCCAGGGCAGGUGACACGGUCAUAUUUACUGGUACAGUUGUGGUGAUACCUGACAUACUUGCACUUGCCUCUCCCGGGGAGAGAGCUGAAUGUCGCCGAGAUGCAUCUCAGCGAAAGAAUGCUACUGGCGGUCAAGAAGGUGUGAAGGGUCUUCGGGCCUUGGGCGUGAGGGACCUCUCAUAUCGAUUAGCCUUUAUUGCCAACUCGGUUCAGAUAUGUGAUGGCCGAAGGGACAAUGACAUCAGAAAUAGGAGGAGAGAUGUCGAUGACGAUGAGAAUCCACAGUUCAUGGCCGAAGAGCUAGAUGACAUCCAACAGAUGAGGAGAGCUCCUGACUUUUUCAAUAAGCUUGUUGAGAGUGUUGCCCCAACUGUUUUUGGUCACCCAGAUAUCAAGAGGGCGAUACUGCUCAUGCUUUUGGGUGGUGUUCACAAGAUUACUCACGAAGGCAUUAAUUUAAGAGGGGACAUAAAUGUUUGCAUUGUUGGGGAUCCUAGCUGUGCAAAAUCUCAGUUCCUCAAAUACACAGCAGGUCUGGUUCCUCGAUCUGUCUAUACAUCAGGGAAAUCCUCGUCUGCUGCUGGGUUGACAGCAACAGUGGCCAAAGAACCAGAAACUGGAGAAUUCUGUAUUGAGGCUGGUGCACUAAUGCUUGCAGACAAUGGUAUCUGUUGUAUUGAUGAAUUUGACAAGAUGGAUGUUAGAGAUCAGGUUGCCAUUCAUGAAGCAAUGGAACAGCAGACAAUAAGUAUAACUAAAGCUGGUAUACAAGCAACAUUGAAUGCCCGAACUUCAAUUUUAGCUGCAGCCAAUCCCACUGGUGGGCGCUAUGAUAAGACCAAACCUCUGAAGUAUAAUGUUGCUCUACCUCCUGCCAUCCUUUCAAGGUUUGAUCUGGUAUAUGUUAUGAUUGACGAGCCUGACGAUACCACAGACUACAAUAUUGCUCAUCACAUUGUGAGAGUUCACCAAAAGCGGGAAAAUCCAGUUGACCCUCCUUUUAGCACUGCGCAAGUGAAGCGAUACAUAAUGUAUGCGAAAACACUGAAACCUAAGCUAUCUGCAGAAGCUAGAGAGUUGUUGGUUGAUUCAUAUGUUGCUUUACGUCGAGGUGAUACUGCUCCGGGGAGUAGAGUUGCCUACCGCAUGACUGUAAGACAGCUGGAGGCGUUGAUCAGACUUUCGGAGGCUAUUGCUCGAAGUCAUUUGGAUCUUCAGGUGGAACCACGUCAUGUACGAAUUGCAAAGAGAUUGUUAAAGACAUCGAUAAUCAGUGUGGAGUCUAGUGAAAUUGAUCUAUCUGAGUUCCAAGAUGAGAAUCGCGAAGAUAGUGUUGGUGAUACUGAAAAUGGUGCUGGUCAAGGGGAAAAUCAACCAACUGGAGCUCCGACUGAGUCAGCAUCUGGUAAUGCAGAAAAUGACGCUGGAACUACAAGCAAGCAAGGAAAGAAACUAGUCAUCACCGAUGAAUAUUUCCAGAGAGUCACCCGUGCUCUUAUUCUCAGAUUGAGGCAGCAUGAAGAGACUGUAACACAAGAAGGGACUGGGUUAGCUGGAAUGAGGCAGAAAGAUCUUAUACAGUGGUACGUGAGUCAGCAGAACGAGAAGAACAGCUACAGCUCCAUGGAAGAGGCAGCAGCUGAAGUCACAAAAGUGAAAGCUAUUAUAGAGAGCUUGGUACGAAGAGAAGGCCAUUUGAUAGUUGUGGAUGAUGGUAGACAAGCAGGCGAGGAUAGUGGAAGGCAAUCAUCAUCCAGAAAUGACAGGAUCUUGGUAGUUGCUCCCAAUUAUGUUGUAGAUUGAUUUGGAAUUCUUGUCAACAGGACGGAAAAUCUGGGACUUUAUGAGCUCAAAGGCCUAAAGUUGCUCAAAUCAUUUACUCUACUAGGAUGGUGAGAUUGUGUUUUAUAUCGAGAAAGCUGAGAUCUUACACCUGUUGUGGAAAUGUGCUACUAUAGGAGGCUAACUGGUUUAAGUUAAAUUGAUUGUUGUACUUCAGCUUGGGAAUGUGAAGUUAUCAAGCAUAUCUGUACUAUUAUUUGUAUUUGUUUAUGCUGUAUGCCAAGUAUCAAUUGACGUGCAAAAGGCAACCAUAGACUCAAAACGAUCAAUCUGCUUUAAAGUUAUGCUU